Molecule: messenger RNA, 366 nt
Organism: Aureococcus anophagefferens
Lineage: Eukaryota; Pelagophyceae; Pelagomonadales; Pelagomonadaceae
Exons: 1
Biological process (GO): protein phosphorylation; MAPK cascade
Molecular function (GO): ATP binding; MAP kinase kinase activity
Source: RefSeq, a predicted model, not a curated record
AUGGUCCUGGAGUACAUGGACGGCGGGUCGCUCCACGACGUCGUCCACGCGGGGGGUUUGCGGGGCCACGACGGCGCGCUCCGCCACCUCGCGGGCGAGACGCUCAAGGGGCUGCGGCACUUGCACGCGUCGGACGUCGUCCACCGCGACGUCAAGCCGUCGAACGUCUUGGUGUCGCGGAGCGGCCGCGUGAAGAUCGCGGACCUGGGGCUGGCGGCGAAGGACGACGACCGGGCCCAUGUGUUGAUGGAGGGGUCCUUGAUGUACUUCUCGCCGGAAAGGCUUCGAGGCGACUGCCACGCGGCCGCGGACGUCUGGGCGCUCGGCGUGACCCUGUUCUCCGUCGCCGCGGGCCGCCACCCCUUC